UUAAAUUCGUCCAAACAGGAACACAUUCUUCUGUGCAAGAGGUUAACAUGGAGAAACACUGGUCUACAGUUUGUGUAUUGAUUUUUGUAUUUGGUGCACUGGGGCACUUUAACACAGUUCUGGCUGCAGAAGCUGAUGGCAACCUAACAGCAAAGCCAGGAGUGUGUCCUCGCCGGCUCUGGGGUGUGGGACUGUGUGCCGAGUUCUGCUCUAGUGACAGAGACUGUCCCGACGAUGAGAAGUGCUGCCACAAUGGAUGCGGACAUCAGUGCAUGGCGCCGUACACAGUGAAGAAAGGUCGCUGCCCUCUGCCCCCGGCCACCCCCAUGUGUGCAGAGUACUGCUAUCACGAUGGUCAGUGUCCAGAAGAGCAAAAAUGCUGCAGGACAACCUGCGGCCACGCCUGCAGCGAGCCGUGCUGAUGGGACGAGCAGAUGAGCCACAGCCUAGUCUGCACUUGUUGGGAUUCUUUGAUAUGAAUGUUGCAUAAAUUGCUCAUUUAUCACAUUGUUUUCACUUCAUCAACUCCAUAGCAGCACAGGAUUUAAGCACAGGUUUGCACAACCCUUGAAUCUUUGGGGGAGACAGUUUCUUUAAUAUAAUUGAUUUUUUUUCAUCUUAGCCAAUCUUCCAAAACUUUCUUAUCAGGAAAAGGCAGUCUAUGUCUAUGUAUGUAUCUUAACUUUAAAAUGUCAGCCUUACGUUGAUGUUAACAUUGUGUGAAGGAACGAUAUUUCUGUACGAGUUGUAUCUCUGUAGAGCAUUUUGUGUUUCAGCCAAUAAAUAUAUCCCACAUCCAGUA
Messenger RNA from Stegastes partitus (bicolor damselfish), 802 nucleotides. RefSeq names its product WAP four-disulfide core domain 2 (gene wfdc2). Lineage: Eukaryota; Metazoa; Chordata; Actinopteri; Pomacentridae. The coding region runs from base 48 to 422 and encodes 124 amino acids. Gene Ontology annotation, biological process: antibacterial humoral response; innate immune response. The transcript is spliced from 3 exons. The record is from RefSeq and is a predicted model, not a curated record. Gene Ontology annotation, molecular function: serine-type endopeptidase inhibitor activity. Gene Ontology annotation, cellular component: extracellular region.